Messenger RNA from Lotus japonicus, 1452 nucleotides. RefSeq lists its product as uncharacterized. Gene Ontology annotation, molecular function: RNA binding. Lineage: Eukaryota; Viridiplantae; Streptophyta; Magnoliopsida; Fabales; Fabaceae. The record is from RefSeq and is a predicted model, not a curated record. Bases 42 to 1346 code for a protein of 434 amino acids. The transcript has 4 exons.
GCACGCUCACAUCACACACUGUGUAACCUGCAAGAGAAACCAUGGCUGCUUCUUCCUUGUUUCGCUGCAUUCGUAGAGCUUCCUCUGUUCUCAGAUUCUCGUAUGCUGCAUCGUUUUCCGUGUCUCCCAGGUUAGUUGGGAGGACUCAAAUGUCUAUGUGUUCUUCAUUGAGACAUUGCUUUGAGGAUCGAGGUUGUUCUUGGUGGGGUGUUAGAAAUUUGAGUCAUGGCACGAUUAAUCUUGUGAUAAGUGGGGGGAAGACCAAGUUUGAGGCUGAGGAGGUUGAGUCUCCGAAGAAAGAUAAGUAUACGACGAAGAAGAGGCUGAAGAUGCAGAGGAAGAGAGAGAAGGAGAAGAGGAAAGCUGCUAAUAGGAGAGAUCCUCGCCGGCUUGGUGUUAAAGGGAAGAAGAAGAAGAAGUUUGAUAGUCCAGAAGAGAGGAUCAAGUGUAAGAUUGAAAAGGCCAGAGUCAAGGAAGCCAUGCUCAUUGAAAGACUUAAACGAUAUGAAGUUCCUAAAGCUCAGGGUCCUGUUGCAAAACCAGAUGGCUUGACAGGGGAGGAACGGUUUUAUCUGAAGAAAAUGGCUCAGAAAAGUUCUAAUUAUUUACAAGUUGGCAGAAGAGGAUUAUUUGGAGGGGUUAUUCUCAAUAUGCAUAUGCAUUGGAAGAAACACGAGACUGUUAAGUGCAUAUGCAAGCCUUGUAAACCUGGUCAAGUACAUGAGUAUGCACAAGAACUUGCCAGACUGAGUGGUGGUAUUCCGAUUCACAUUAUUGGAGAUGACACUAUAAUAUUUUAUCGCGGAAAGAACUAUGUACAGCCUGAUGUUAUGUCACCAAUAGAUACAUUAUCCAAAAAGAAGGCACUGGAAAAAUCCAAGUAUGAGCAAUCACUUGAGUCAGUGAGGCGCUUCAUUGCUAUUGCUGAGAAAGAAUUAGAACUAUAUUACCGGCACGUUGCUCUUUAUGGUGACCCAAACGACCGUAAUCCGUUGUCAAUGCUGGACAGUCGAAGCAAAAAUUUUGGGCAAAAAGGGAACCAUGGAAUUCAUGAUGGAAGAAAGCUUGAUUUGAGUAGUGAUCAUUUUUCAGCUAAUCUUUCGGAGACAGAAGCAGAUUCCUCGGAGAUGGAGCUAUCAGGAACUGAAGAUAAUUCUGAAAAUGAAGACUUGUCAAUGAAUGAAUCAGAUUCUGAAGAGGAAAGCAUAUCUUAUUCUGAUGAUGAACAAGGAAGAGAGGUAUAUUUUACUAAAAGGCAAGGUGAAAGUAUAUGUUCGACCACAGGUUCAUCUUCAAUGUCUGAACAUAGCCACCGUUAUAAUAAUCAUCAUUUAUCAUCCCGUUAAAUUCCGACUAACUAGAAAUUAGAGAUUAAUUGUACAUUGUUAACAGUAAAUGACCUUGAGUAAAUCAAAUAGUCCUUGGAGGAAAUUGAAAAAUAGUUUUUCUUUU